CAGUGAAUCCCCACAGAUCUCCCCAUGCCAGCCGCGUCCCAUGGCGGGGGGGGGGGCGCAGGACGGAGCCUCCCGGCGGGGCAUCCCGGUGCCUCUGCCGGUUCCUCUCCCGGUCCCACUCCCGGUGCGGUUCCCGGUGCCUCUCCCGGUGCCGGUGCCGGGCCGGUAGGCGGCAGUGCUCCUCUCUCCUCUCUCUCCUCUUUCGCUCUCCCCCCCGCCCGCGCCCGCCAAGCACCGGCGAGGCGGAUGCAAUUCCCCGGCUGCCCCUGGCUCCUCGGUGGGGCGGCGGGGCCCGGCCCGCAGCGCUCAACCACCGACAGCGGCCCCGGUACCGGCCCCGGGAGCUGCCCCGGGAACGGCUCCGGGAACGGCUCCGGGAACGGCCCCGGGCCCGGCGGUUGCCAGCUCUCCCCGCCGAGGCCCGGCCCUAACCAACGGGGCCCGGCCCAGCUCCUCGGGGCCAUGGCCGAGUGGGCGCCCGCCCAGGUGCAGGAGUGGAACGUGGAGCCCCCCCACCUGAUGCCGCUGCAGCCCCCGCUGCUGCCCGAGCGGGCGCACGUGCGGGAGGCGCAGCUGCACUCGGCCGAGGCCUCGCUCUGGACCGUGGUGGCCACGGUGCAGGCGAUGGAGAGGAAAAUCGACCUGCUGGCCACCCGCCUGCUCAGCCUGGAGGGUCGCUCCGGCACGGCCGAGAAAAAACUCCUGGACUGCGAGAAAACCGCCAUGGAAUUCGGCAACCAGCUGGAGAGCAAGUGGGCAGUGCUGGGCACCCUCAUCCAGGAGUACGGGCUGCUGCAGCGGCGCUUGGAGAACGUGGAGAACCUGCUGAAGAACAGGAACUUCUGGGUGCUGCGCCUGCCCCCCGGCCCCCGCGGAGAGGUGCCCAAGGUGCCGGUGACGUUUGUUGACAUUGCCGUCUACUUCUCGGCGGAGGAGUGGAAGAAUUUGGAGGAGUGGCAGAAGGAGCUGUACAAUAACCUGGUGAAGGAGAACUACGAGUCUUUGAUCUCCCUGGACGCAGCCCUGGCCAGGAGCGACCCCCAGCCCCGGCUGGAGCGCGGGGAGGUGCCCUGCGUCCCCGAGCAGAGGGACCUGGAGCCCCGGGAGCUGCCGGCGGACGCCUGCGCGGAGCCGCUGAUCUCCACCUCCGACAUCCUGUCCCGGAUCAAGCAGGAGGUGGCGUUCGUGGGGGAGCAGCAAUUCGGGGAGGACCGGGGGAUGCCCGCGGACCCCUGUGCAGGUGCGGACGCCCUGAUCACGGCGCACGAUUUCUUGUCGUGGAUCAAGCAGGAGGAAGAGCCGUGCGUCAGGGAGCCCUGGGAGCUGCCGGAGAGGGAAAUCCUCACCGGUCCCGGCCCCGCCAGCGAGGGGCUGCUGGUGAAGACGGAGGAGCGGUGUCCCCGCGCCGAGCCCCCAGAGGAGGUGCUGCCGGGUGCCUCGACGGAGCUGCUCUUCCCAGGCUCUGGUUUCGGGAGCCCCGAGGGACAAGCAGCGGUGGCCGGGGGGGCCCUGCCCGCACAGCACAGACUGGGCAAAACCCUGGGUGCGGAACCGGGGCCGGGAGCUGAUCCCGGGGGGGUCCCGGCACCGUCGGCGGCGGCACCGUCGGAGGAACGUCCUCACGGCUGCGCCGAGUGCGGGAAGAGCUUCAGCGGCAAGAAGAGCCUGCGGAUCCACCAGCGGAGCCACGCGGCCGAGCGCCCCUACCCCUGCGCCGAGUGCGGCAAGAGCUUCAACUGCCACUCGGGGCUGGUGCGGCACCAGAUGAUCCACCGCGGCGAGCGGCCCUACAAGUGCGCCGAGUGCGGCAAGUGCUACAGCCGCAAAGAGCACCUGCAGAACCACCAGCGGCUGCACACGGGCGAGCGGCCCUUCGUCUGCGCCGCCUGCGGCAAGAGCUUCAUCCGCAAGCAGAACCUGCUCAAGCACCAGCGCAUCCACACGGGCGAGCGGCCCUACCAGUGCCCGGCUUGCGGCCGCAGUUUCCGCUACAAGGAGUCCCUCAAGGACCACCAGCGCGUGCACGGGGCCGAAGCCGGACCCCCGCCGCUGCCCCCCCCCGGCUUGCCCCCCGGGGAUGUAACGGAGCUCGUCGCGGAUGUCCGUGAGGACGCCCAGCAGGCGGAACUGGAGCUCGCGGUCGCGGGCCCUCUCCUCGCGCUGCGUGGCCCGUUCCUCCUGCCACAUGGCCAGCUCCUGGUGGUACAGCUGGUCCCACUGCUCCUCCAGGUCCAGCAGGUGGUGGAUGACCUGGAGUGGGCCAUGGAGCCCCAGGAGCUGGCCUUGGAGCAGCCCCUGGCAGCCCCCGAGGAGGGGCCCGGUGGCGAGGCCGAGCUGCCGGCCACCGCCGAGCUGUCCCUGACGCUGGUGACCGAGGUGCAGGCGGUGGACAGGAAGGUGGACGCGCAGGCGGCCCAGCUGAUGAACCUGGAGGGCCGGAUGAGGAUGGCCGAGACCAAGCUGAUCGGCUGCGAGAAGACGGCGGUGGAGUUCGGCAACCAGCUGGAGAGCAAGUGGACGGCGCUGGGCACCCUCAUCCAGGAGUACGGGCAGCUGCAGAAGCGCCUGGAGAACAUGGAGAACCUGCUGAGGAACAGGAACUUCUGGAUCCUCCGCCUGCCCCCCGGUGCCAAAGGGGAGGUCCCCAAGGUCCCCGUGGCGUUCAGUGACGCUUCGUUUAGCUUCUCGGAGGAGGAGUGGAAGAACUUGAACGAGUGGCAGAAAGAGCUCUACAGGCACAUCAUGAAAGGCAACUACGAGGCCGUGAUCUCCAUGGACACCGCCAUUUCCAAACCCGACCUCCUGUCGCGGAUCGAGCAGGGAGAGGAUCCCAACACCGAGGACCAGGAUGACUCUGAGGGAGGAGAAACCCCCACGGACCCCAGCACCGAAUUUUCCUUCCCUGGUCCCGACGACAGCUCGUGGGGUAAAUACGAGGAGACUCUGGCUGAAAGUCACGAUGGCUCCGAGGGAGAGGAGAGCAUGGAGGCCCCCAGUACAUAUGCCCAGCAGUGCGAGGAGGAAGGUCCUGACAGCCUCGAGCUCCCCAGCUCGUUGGCGGGGAAGUGGGAGGACGUUUUCUCCAACCCGGAGGAAGAGGUGACGAAGCCGAGCGGCAAGAGCCGGGGCGGCUCGACCCCGCAGCAGAGAGCCGCCACGGGCAACGGGCUGAGGCGCUCGGCUCGCCGCGGGAGAGACUUGGCCAAAAAGGAUGCUCCCGAGGAAGCGGCCGCCGUGGAGGGGCCCUACAUCUGCUGCGAGUGCGGGCAGAGCUUCCUGGACAAGCAGCUCUUCGCUGCCCAUCAGCGAGCGCACGCGGGGGAGGAAGCCUGCACGUCCCUGGAGCCCGGGGAGAGCUUCAGGCCGAAAUCCAAAAGCUCUCCGAAAGGCCAGGGCCCGGCCCGCUCCAAGGCGUCCAAGCGCGCCGAUUCGGAGAAGGGCUCGGCUUUCAAGUACGGCUUCGUCAGGCACCAGGCCAACAACAUGGUGGAGAGGCCGUACACCUGCUCGCAGUGCAAGGAGAGCUUCAGCCUGGAGGUCAGCCUCAUCUUGCACCAGAAGCUCCACACGGGGAAAGGCGACGGGCCGCUCACCUGCACCUACUGCGGGAAGGACUUCCGAGACCUCUCCAAAGCCAUCCGGCACCAGCGCAUCCACACGGGGGAGCGGCCCUACCAGUGCACCGAGUGCGGGAAGAGCUUCAUCCGACGGGACCACCUCCUCAAGCACUGGCGGGUGCACACCGGGGAGACCCCCUACCAGUGCCCCGUCUGCGGGAAGCACUUUCGCUACAAGGAGUCCCUGAAUUGCCACCAGAAAAUCCACUCCCGCAACCCCCGGCCCAUGGAGGAGGCGCAGCACAACCUGGAGUCGGCCACGCAGACGGGCCACUUCUGCCUGAAAAAAGAGACGAAGCAGUAUUUUUCAGGCGUCUCUGUAAAUAUCGGUCGAAUUCUCUCGCAGCUCGGUGGUGUUGUUCCCCAGGUGACUUGUAAGCAGUGUCUCUUCCGCUGUUGUAUUCGUCGGCUGCUGGCGCCGGAGCUGGUGCUGCAGCCACGCUGCCCCUCGCCCUUCCAGGCGCCCGCCGGCCCCGAGCGCACCUCGGAGAGGGAGACGCAGACGGCGGAGCUGUCCCUGACGCUGGUGGCGGCCGUGCAGGCGGUGGAGAGGAAGGUGGACUCGCACGCCACCCGCCUGCUGGACCUGGAGGGCAGGACGGGGGUGGCCGAGAAGAAGCUGAUCGAUUGCGAGAAGACGGCGGCCGAGCUGGGCAACCAGCUGGAGAGCAAGUGCGCGGCGCUGGGCACCCUCAUCCAGGAGUACGGGCUGCUGCAGCGGCGCCUGGAGAACAUGGAGAACCUGCUGAAGAACAGGAACUUCUGGAUCCUGCGCCUGCCCCCCGGCAGGAAGGGGGAAAUCCCCAAGGUGCCGGUGACCUUCGACGACGUGUCCGUCUAUUUCAAUGACAAGGAGUGGGAGAAGCUGGAGGAGUGGCAGAAGGAGCUGUACAAGAACGUGAUGAAGGGGAACUACGAGUCCCUGAUCUCCCUGGACUAUGCAAUUUCCAAACCCGGCGUUUUGUCCCAGAUCGAGCAAGGGGAGGAAACGCGGGUCAGGAACGAGCAGGACUUGGAGGAGAGCGAGAUCAUCACCGAUGCCACCGCAGCUGGCAUCAGGGUCGUGAUCAAAACGGAGGAGCUGCUUCCCGAGGACAGCCCCGAAAACCCCGAGCUGCACGGGAUGUCGGGACAGUCGGAGGGGAGCUUCCAGAGCCCGGAUGAGGAGGCCGCCUGCGAGAGCCCCUACGGCUCCGUCUCCCCUCCCAGAGACCUGCCGGGCACCAGCCUGGGCGACCCCUCCGAGUACGUGGCUGACUUCAACGAGAUCCAGAGGGUGAUCGUGCACCACGGCAGCUGCACAGAGGACGGGAUCGUGAUCAAGACGGAGGAGGAGGAGGAAGAAGACGACCCGGACACGCUGGAGCCCUGCACCAUGUUCUCGGGGAGGACCGAGCCGCCCUCCUUCCCCAACCACGAGGCCGGGCUGGGCUGCGAGGCUCAGUGCAGCUCCAAGGCGCCGGCACGGAGCCUGGCGGCCGGCCGCGUGGGGAAGCCCCCCUCCUGCGAGAGGGACUCGGGGGAGAUGAAGCCGACCAUGGCCCAGCAGCGCAACCGGACGAGGGAGAGGCCCUACAUCUGCCCCGAGUGCGGCAAGAGCUUCAUGCUGAAGAUCAACUUCGUGAUCCACCAGCGCAACCACCUGAAGGAGGGGCCCUACGAGUGCCACGACUGCGACCUCAGCUUCCGCAACAAGCAGCAGUUCCUGCUGCACCAGCGCAGCCACACGCGCCGCGGCGGCGUGGGGGUGCCCCGGCGCCCCGAGCACGGCCUCAAGCCCCAGCCUCGUCCCCCGCCCCCGGGGAAACCCUACAAGUGCUCCGAGUGCGAGAGCAGCUUCAGCCACAAGUCGAGCCUCAGCAAGCACCAGAUCACCCACGUCGGCGAGCGGCCCUUCACCUGCGGCGAGUGCCGGCGGAGCUUUCGCCUGCAGAUCAGCCUCAUCAUGCACCAGAGGAUCCACGCCGGCAAGAGCGAGAUGGCUUUCCUCUGCCCCCAGUGCGGCAAGAACUUCACCCGGCCCUCCCACCUCCUGCGGCACCAGCGGACUCACACCGGCGAGCGGCCCUACCAGUGCAGCCAGUGCGAGAAGACCUUCAGCGAGAAGUCCAAGCUCACCAACCACUACCGCAUCCACACGCGGGAGCGCCCGCACGCCUGCGCCGUCUGCGGGAAGGGCUUCAUCCGCAAGCAUCACCUCCUGGAGCACCAGCGCAUCCACACGGGCGAGCGGCCCUACCACUGCACCGAGUGCGGCAAGAACUUCACGCAGAAGCACCACCUCCUGGAGCACCAGCGGGCGCACACCGGCGAGCGGCCCUACCCCUGCACCGAGUGCACCAAGUGCUUCCGCUACAAGCAGUCCCUCAAGUACCACCUGAGGACGCACAUGGGAGAGUGAGGGGCUGCCACGGCUUCCUCUCCCUUCCCUCCCUUCCCUCCAGCCCUCCUCCUCCUCAUCCUCCUCCUUCGCUCAUCUCUUCCCCCCCUCCCCAUCCCUCCAUCCCCUCCCACUCCCCCGGCUCAGGGCAUGGACAUCAAGGAAGCUUUUGUGUGGUAGCGCCGCUGCUCUGGUGGAGACAGCUAGGCCGAUUGGAAAUAAAUUAAUUAAUUAAAGCAAGCAAAACGCGCGGCAAAAUUAAGAGAUUAUAUAUAUAUAUAAAAUUAACAGCAGCAGCUGAUUUAGGGAGGAUCCUCACCGUCGACGACGACAGCCAACGAGAAAGGAAAACCUGUACAGGGUGUUUUGCCGGAGUAGGACUCGUAACUGCUUUUUAAAUCUACUGUUUGGUUUUUUUAAUAAAUGUGGAGGAACUUUUUA
Messenger RNA from Anas platyrhynchos (mallard), 6438 nucleotides. Lineage: Eukaryota; Metazoa; Chordata; Aves; Anseriformes; Anatidae. The record is from RefSeq and is a predicted model, not a curated record.